Chenopodium quinoa (quinoa) is the source of this 480-nucleotide messenger RNA. RefSeq names its product putative invertase inhibitor. Gene Ontology annotation, molecular function: enzyme inhibitor activity. The record is from RefSeq and is a predicted model, not a curated record. Bases 6 to 458 code for a protein of 150 amino acids. Lineage: Eukaryota; Viridiplantae; Streptophyta; Magnoliopsida; Caryophyllales; Amaranthaceae. The transcript has a single exon.
CUUGCAUGAAAAUCUCAAAAUCUGACCCAAAAAAUAUCAAUUAUGAUUUCUGUGUGAAGGCAUUCACGUCGUAUCGUCGGAGCAUGAAUGCAACCAUUGAUGAAUUAAUAGAGAUCUCCUUUAACUUCAGUUCAUAUAAGGCAAAAUCCAUCAUAACAACCAUUAAUAAACUCCGGAAAGACCCUAAGUUCAGCCCAUUCGCCAAGAACGCGUUGGAAACUUGUUCGGACCUGUAUUCGGAUGCUCAGGCUGAUUUGCAAGAGGGUCUUGAUUCUUUGAAGGGUAAGGAUCUUUCAACAGCUAAUGUACGAAUAAGUGCAGCCAUGGAUAGUGGUCCAGAUUGUGAGGAUACAUUUAAGGAGAAGGAAGGAGAAGUGUCUCCUUUAACUAAGGAAAAUACUGAUUUUUUCAAGUUAACUGAUAUUUUUCUUGCCUUUACUGACGUGUUGAAAAAAUAAUCUUUUUGUACGAAUAGUUAAU